Molecule: messenger RNA, 1063 nt
Organism: Drosophila melanogaster (fruit fly)
Lineage: Eukaryota; Metazoa; Arthropoda; Insecta; Diptera; Drosophilidae
Exons: 2
Coding region: 106-624 (172 amino acids)
Source: RefSeq, marked reviewed
AACGCGCGCCACUCGGCGGUGGCAGUGGACGAACUGAAGGAUUAAUUAAGGACCUGCUUAACCAGCUUAAUCAGCAGCCACAUCAGCCAAAUCUACAUCUGCUAAAUGUCCAAACUGUCAUCUGGUGGUCCCUCCAUGGCGGCCAAGCUGCUGGCCAUAAUGCUUCUGCUGGUGGCGACGGGAGUGCAGGCGCGGCGUCUGGGCCACCGACGCCUAAUCAUCCACGUGCCGGUCAAGGUGAAGACGCACCACCACACUCACACCGUGUACAAGGUGCUACACGGAUCACAUGGUGGCGGUGGCGGCGGAGGUGUAAAGCAAACGGUAUACAAAGUGCUUGGCUUCUCCACACACGGUGGUGGCAUUGCCAAGGGCGGCGUAGGAGGAGGAGGAGGCAUUGGCCAUGGAGCCCACGGUAGCUACGACAUGGGCAGCAUAGGAGGAAUGGGACACGGCGAAAUCACAUACGAGGACAUGCACGGAUGCGAGAGCGGCAAAGUGAUUCCGGCGGCCAGAGACAUGAUUUUCAAUCACUACUCGCGUCACGGCCAAAGCGAUGGAACUGCCGAGGAUUACGCCGAGGAGCUGGACGACUUUGUAGACCUAAGGGAUGGCUGGUUGUGAAUAAAGAGACGUGUGCGCAAAUCCCCGCCGAUUAAUUAUAAAAUUCCUGCCAGCGGCGAUUUGCAUUUGCACUACGGAUGCGCUGACGCAGCUCAAGACUCAGCAUCGUCCAAAUUCCAAUCCCCCGGAAUCCGUGUCUUUGUCUUUCGCUGCCGAUUCGCAUUUGUAUUGUUUAAUUAGGAUUCGGAAGCCGGCUGGGAAUGGGUGGUACUUAACUUCUUGCCUUCUCCAGUCGCGCACUUGGGAAAAACUUGAAGUAUUUGCUUGCCUCUCGACUGGGGCAUGCGGCAUAUUUUAGUGGACAAUUAAAGGAAACGAGUGUCGAUGGCUGAAGCAAGUGAAUGGAAAACUUAAUAUGGGAAGAGAAGACUUGCAGCUUGAAUAGUUCCCAGCAAAGUCAAAAACUUAAUUAGGCUAAGCAAAAAAAUCCAAACUUAAU